AAAAAAUCAUCAUAAACAUGCAGCGUUGCAACGUAUACAGUUGGGCAAUUUGUUGUCUUUGCCUUUUCCUAGUUGCGGAAACUAAAUCUAAAUGGAAGAAACCAAGCGGUGGAGGUCAAGGAACCGGACAAGGAGUCACUCUGACAGCUGAAAUUGAUAACCUCGAAGAUGCAAUACAAAUCUCAAUUGAAAAAUUGAAAGUUGAUCUGAAAGAAGAUUCGGCGAGUAUUAGAGACGAGGUGGCCAAUCUAAGGCUAGGUGAAGCAGACAUUCGUGAUAAUCUUCUUGAAUUGAUGGAAUCGAUGAUUGAAAUGAAAAGACAACUGAAUGAACUUACAAGCAACAACGCUUUAAAAGCUGCCACUAAGGCUGAUGUACCACUUAGCUCAGAAGACUGCAAUAAGACAUCCGCGAUGUUCCAAGCAAUCCAAGUUCAAUUGAAAGGCUUCCACCAAGAUAACAGUUACGUUCCAGUUGAUUCUGAAGUUUGUAAUAAAUCGUCCGAGAUGUUUAAAGUCAUUAAAGAACAACUAAAGAGCUGCAAAUAUGAUGAAUUGGGAACGACUGACGAUGCUAUUGCACAAGGAAAAUGCAACACAACGUCUUUUGAAACAUUGAAAGGAGGGCCAGAUGAUCAAACAAAUAAAGAACAACCUAACAACGAAGAGAUUCCUGUAGCAGGCGAUUGCAAUGGACAAUCAGAUGGUGUUCAUAACAUUACCACCAGCACCGGUAGAUGGUUUCUUGCAAAGUGUGAAGCUGGUUGGCUUAUUCUUGCAUACCGCUAUGAUGGGAGUGUCGACUUUAACCUGGAGUGGGCAGCUUAUAAACAUGGCUUCGGUGAUGUUAAGAAAGAACACUUCGUUGGACUGGACAAUAUUGUGUCUGUGUUGCAACAGAAGAGGUACAAGGUCAGGUUUGAACUCACAACAUGGGAGAAUGAGACACGAUAUGCUGAAUACAACACCUUUAAUAUUAGUGAUGAGACAGACAAAUACAGAUUAACUAUUGAUAGUUAUAGUGUCUCACCUAAGCCGACAAGGCUUGGUGCCAAAGAGAUAUGUGGGACUUAA
Owenia fusiformis is the source of this 1073-nucleotide messenger RNA. The record is from the annotation of a GenBank genome assembly. NCBI's taxonomy places the organism in Eukaryota, Metazoa, Annelida, Polychaeta, Sabellida, Oweniidae.